ACUUCAUUUCAAAGCUCGGAUAUCUUAGUAAAAAAAACAUCACCUCCGUCAACAGGGAGUAAUGGAACUGAUCCUGUUGUUAUUGUAAUAGUUGUCAUCGUGGUCAUUGUUUUCAUACUUGUCGCAGUAUUUGGUGUAUUACUUUUCAGAAGGUAAACUAUACGACAAUUAUUAUUUUAAAAAUCAGUAUAUAGGAUAUAUCCUUGCCCUAUAUUCACCGACACUGAGUAGCGCAAGGAUAUAGAGAGCUUAGCAACCCAUCAAAUUGCGCGACAAGCACCAUUCACCUCCCAAGUGUAUGCUAAGAUAAAAUAUUAGUUAAAGUAUAAAAUUUUAAGUAUUAUAUUAAAUAAUAAAUAAUAAAUAUUAACAACUUGUGUGGCAACUUGCUUGGCGAAUCAGGCAAUAUGAUUUAUACAUGGCGUUGCCGUAGAAAUUUCCCUAUAGCUAUAUUGCUCGUGAGCAGCACGAAAUUUGUAUUCUCGUUGACAAAACGACAGAAGUUGUGCGUUCACACCAUCCUGUAUAAUAACGCACACGUUUUUGCUCUCCGUUUUUAUUUAAUAAAUCCAUGCAACUCCAAAACAAACUACAUGACACUUUUACUCGCAAUAUAAUUCCUUAAUCAGAUGUCCCCAACCAAGUGGACUUACCCUUUUGGGAGAGAUUUGCGUCAUUCCUAUCCAUAGCAUGAAAAUUCAUAUUAAUUUUGCCCAUUUCCAAGCAACUUUACCAACAGAGAUCAUGAUUAUUGGUGUUGCUCGGGAGCUUUGCACGUACGUCAAUUAAUCGGAAUGCCAUUAUCUUGCCAUUGAAAUGAACAAUAUAUAAUAACUACAUGCAGUGAACACACACAAUUUGAUAGGUCAAUAGCCGUGCAGGAUCAGGCUAUCUUGCACGUGGAAUUAAAAUGCCUUGGCGGGAUUUUCGAGGGAUUCUCAAAAUCUCAUUGUUUCGCUGUAGUUAUUUUAUAAAACAAUUACCAAGUGGUUUUCCAAGUAGGAUAGUGUGAUCCAUACACUUGGGAUGUUGUUCGACUUUCGGAAAGCGUAAUAAUACACUUGCCUGCGGCUCGAGUAUUUUUGCGCUUUCCGAAAAUCUCGCAACAUCCCUCGUCAGGGCCGCUGAGAGGGGGGGGCAGGGGGCAAAUUGCCCAGGGCCCCUAGGAAUGUUUUGUUGGGCCCCAGUCCUUUUUAAAAAAAAAUAUUUUUACGGGUAAAAUUCGUCCCGGGCUCCCGCCAGUCUCAAGGCGACCCUGACCCUCGUGCAUGGAUCACGCAAUCCUGCACUGAAAACCAUUCGGUAUUCCCUUAAUAAUUGGCAUUAUUAUAUAUUUUUUACCAGACGCAAACCUCAACGUAACUACGACGGAAUAAAUCUUGAAACUACCGCAAAACGUAAGUAA
Messenger RNA from Paramuricea clavata, 1405 nucleotides. The record is from the annotation of a GenBank genome assembly. NCBI's taxonomy places the organism in Eukaryota, Metazoa, Cnidaria, Anthozoa, Malacalcyonacea, Plexauridae.